GUUCUCAUAACACUUCUAACAGGAGUAGAAGCUUGAAGAACAGUCAAUGGCGUCCGAAGAUCAUAAUCACAGCCAUGAACAGUAUCACGAUCACAAUCAUCACCACCAUCAUCAUACCCAUGAAGCUCAAGAUGCUUCUUCAAAAACGACAUCAUGGGUAGAUGCUGAUGGGAGAAUUUACCAUAGCCAUGAUGGGUUGGCACCACAUUCACAUGAACCCAUAUACUCACCUGGGUUUUUUAGCAGAAGAGCUCCUCCACUUACCAACAGAGAUUUCAAUGAACGAGCUUUUACUGUUGGUAUUGGCGGGCCCGUUGGGACUGGAAAAACAGCUUUAAUGCUGCAAUUAUGCAAGUUCUUGCGUGACAAGUACAGUCUUGCCGCAGUGACCAAUGAUAUAUUUACAAAAGAGGAUGGAGAGUUUCUCAUAAAGCACGGUGCACUUCCAGAGGAAAGAAUACGUGCUGUAGAAACUGGAGGCUGUCCACAUGCUGCAAUCAGGGAAGACAUCAGUAUUAACCUAGGUCCUCUUGAGGAGCUUUCUAACUUGUAUAAAACAGACCUACUUCUUUGUGAAUCUGGAGGAGAUAAUUUAGCUGCUAACUUCAGCAGGGAGUUGGCUGACUAUAUCAUAUACAUAAUAGAUGUCUCUGGUGGUGAUAAAAUACCUCGAAAAGGUGGUCCAGGCAUUACUCAAGCUGACCUCCUAGUAAUAAACAAGACUGACAUUGCACCAGCAGUUGGAGCUGACUUGGCAGUCAUGGAACGUGAUGCACUGCGGAUGCGGGAUGGUGGACCCUUUGUCUUUGCUCAGAUGGACCAAAUUACAGCAAUUGGAACCAUCUUCCAGACAUUCUUUUUCUUGCUCAAACCCAUAAGCUGCCAGCAACACAAUAGCUCUUUUACUGACCUCGGCAUCACCCAGCAUACCUUCAAGGAGCUGAGGAAAUGGUUCCACAACUGAGCAGAAUACGGACAAUGGAUACACAAAUGAUCAGUAGAUUCAGCACUGCUCCCACAUAGACUGCAAGACAAGUCCGAAACCUGAUCCUUCUAUUGUUGGUUAAACUGUGUAUUCGUAAUUUUUAUAUAAGACACAAGGGUAUUUUAUUCCUUUUGUUUAGCAUUUCUUGUCCUUAAAAUCUUAUACACUGAUCUAGUAAACUUGGUGACAAAUCUUUCCAUGCAUUGCCACAUAUUGGGACACAUCCAGUUUUACUGCCAUUCUUGUUUUCGUUUUUUUCUCAGAGCUUCUUUAAUUUCAAUUGUCAGAUUGCCAAUCUUAGGAGUUUGAACCACUUUGAAUGGGUUUUAUAUGUAAGAAAACACUGAAAGAAAAUUUAGAGUUCCACAUGCUUUUGUCCAUAGACAACUA
Nelumbo nucifera (sacred lotus) is the source of this 1375-nucleotide messenger RNA. It is a transcript of the gene UREG, whose product is annotated as urease accessory protein G. Gene Ontology annotation, biological process: urea catabolic process. Gene Ontology annotation, molecular function: nickel cation binding; GTPase activity. The record is from RefSeq and is a predicted model, not a curated record. Lineage: Eukaryota; Viridiplantae; Streptophyta; Magnoliopsida; Proteales; Nelumbonaceae.